Messenger RNA from Lathyrus oleraceus (garden pea), 813 nucleotides. RefSeq names its product early nodulin-like protein 1. Gene Ontology annotation, cellular component: plasma membrane. The transcript has 2 exons. The record is from RefSeq and is a predicted model, not a curated record. Gene Ontology annotation, molecular function: electron transfer activity. The coding region runs from base 174 to 758 and encodes 194 amino acids. NCBI's taxonomy places the organism in Eukaryota, Viridiplantae, Streptophyta, Magnoliopsida, Fabales, Fabaceae.
ACUAAAUAACCGCCACUAUCACUACCCAAAACCACGUUGUUCUUAUCACCAUAGGAAUAACCACCCACUUUCUCUCUUAUCAUCUCUCUAUAUAUUCUAUUCAUUCCUCUCGUUUACAUGUUACAACCAUUAUUAUUCAUCCAACUUCUGAGAGAGAACCAUAUACCACAAACAUGUCAUCCUUUCUACGCAUUUUCUUUUUCAUUUUCUUGGCUACUGCUACUUCUGUUCAAUCUGCGAGACAAUUUCAUGUUGGUGAUCAUUUAGGUUGGCGCCAGCCUGAUCAAAACAAUGCUGAUUUUUACACCAAAUGGGCUCAAACUAACCGAUUCCAAAUCGGAGAUUCUCUCGUUUUUGAGUACGAGAAUGACUCAGUUCUUAGUGUUGAAAAAGAGGAUUACUUUAACUGUGACACAAGUAAACCAAUCACUACUUUUACCAAUGGAAAGAGCACUCUUAAUCUUGACAGAUCUGGACCUUUCUACUUUAUCAGUGGAACUGAUGAUCAUUGCAACAAUGGCCAAAAACUGCUUGUUGAAGUUAUGGCGCCGCAUACAAUUCCAGCAUCUCCUCCCACUCCGACCACCAUUGCGGUUCCGCCUGAAGGCUCCUCGUCACCGAUGAUGGCUCCUUCCAAUGCGCCUUAUUCGUCUGAUACCUUGGAUCAGGCCACAUCGUCUUCUUCCAUGGUGGUGGUUGCUUCAUGUUUUAUGUCUACUUUGGUCACAUUUGUAAUUGUGAUAAUGUUAGGACUUUGAAGUUUCUUUAUGGUUUUUAACUGUUUCUUAUGUUGCUGAUUUUUCUGAAAUUUGA